AUGCCCCCAACCCCAAGCUUCACCACACCAACCUUCACGAUCGUCCUCGAGCCGACCGGGGUGGAGUUGAACGGGGUGGAGCUGCCGCGCAUCACCGGCAUCCUACGGCGCGAAGGGGUGGCCACGACGGCGACAGAGCCACCGAACCCAAACACGCACCCGUGGUCCCUCCUGGAAGCAGGAAGGACCAUGGUGGCGAGCGCGAAGGACCUCAGCGAAAAGGUAGCGCAGGCAGCUGCGGAGCACGGCUUCCUUUCUACGCUCAAGACCAUGGAGGAGGAGAAGCUCCCUCCACUCAUGGAGAAAUCUGGACGCCUGGAGGCUCAGAUCGUUCAACUCGAGGGAUACGUCCACAGCCGGGCACAGCAGCCGCCCGACGCGGUAGAGUACCGACUGGCCCGUUUCAGGAGCUACGUGGACGAAGCUGUGGCCAAGUUGGACGCCGUCAGGCGAGAGUGGGACAACCUCGAGGCCGACUCCAACGCCAACCAAGACGAGUGGAAACGUUUCAUGGCAGUCCCACCCCGCAGCCGCUCCCAAGCCCGCCGCGUCAUUGACGAGCUGUGCGCCCGCGAUCCGGUGCAAACAUUCACUGAUCCCGUCGCACUACUGCGUAUCGCCGUCUACUUUGACCUCCUGGGUAGCAAGGCUGCACGCCACACGCUGCUCUUGCUCCUCGACUCAUUGGGAGCAUCGACUGAACGCGUGGUCCGACAGCUGGAGGCCCGAUAUCCCGACUUCCCCUUCACGGAUGAGCAGUAUCAACUCAUUUUCCCGUUUCAUAACUGA
Vanrija pseudolonga is the source of this 789-nucleotide messenger RNA. RefSeq lists its product as uncharacterized. NCBI's taxonomy places the organism in Eukaryota, Fungi, Basidiomycota, Tremellomycetes, Trichosporonales, Trichosporonaceae. The record is from RefSeq and is a predicted model, not a curated record. The coding region runs from base 1 to 789 and encodes 262 amino acids. The transcript is spliced from 3 exons.